Molecule: messenger RNA, 695 nt
Organism: Paraglomus occultum
Lineage: Eukaryota; Fungi; Glomeromycota; Glomeromycetes; Paraglomerales; Paraglomeraceae
Source: the annotation of a GenBank genome assembly
GUGCCCGCGCGUUUCACGCAACACCAACGCUCUUCAAGCUUCGCCCGAUAAUAAAAAAGAAGAAACAUCAAGCAGCAAAAGCUGCCAGACGAGAAAAGGAAGCAGCAUUAUUACCGAAUGUCGUAACCGGUAUUUCUACUCCUUUCACACAGUCAUUACUUCGCCCUGAAAUUGUCUAUCAAUCAGCAUCGAACGUCGAGCCGUCUAAACCGACGCUCCCAUGGAUGAAUGCUCAUUUUCUGGAUCAAGAAGCCGAGAAACUUUUGUUUGAGACUACACCUGAAGCAGUUGCUCAUUCAAGAAUAGAUCCAACAAUUGGAGUCGAUCAGCAAAAAGAGAGAGAAGAGGAGAAAGUGAAACUAUUGAAGAACGUGAUUGGACUACACAAUGCUAGUGCCAAAGGAAUAAUGUUAUGUAAUAAACAACUGGCAAUUAAGGAAUUUUCGAGAAUUGAAGGAGAUACUGGAAGUCCCGAGGUUCAAGCUGCAUUAUGCACUGUGAGAAUUCUCAACCUUUAUGAACACAUCCAAACUCAUCGCAAGGAUAAACAUAAUUAUCGACAGCUGAGAAUAAUGGUUCAUAAGAGACAGAAAAUACUCAAGUAUCUGAAGAAGUUAGAUUUAGAAAGAUACUUUAAUUGCCUUAAGCGGCUGGGACUCGAUCAGAGAAUAAUCGAGAGGGAAAUCGUGAUGUAA